Molecule: messenger RNA, 1784 nt
Organism: Trichobilharzia szidati
Lineage: Eukaryota; Metazoa; Platyhelminthes; Trematoda; Strigeidida; Schistosomatidae
Source: the annotation of a GenBank genome assembly
GCCCAUUAGUAUUCAAAAAGAUGCCGAAUAUCGAAUAUUGGAAAAUUGAUGGUGUUGUUCUAAGUACACUUGUAGGACGUUUGUGAGGCGCGGACAAUUGGUAUUUUCCUUACUAGUCUACGUGAUGGGUUUGUCAAAGCUAAGUAUUAGUGAUGUUGAUCUGAAAGGGAAGCGUGUCCUUAUUCGUGUCGACUUUAAUGUACCCAUGAAGGAUGGUAAAGUCACUAAUACACAGAGGAUCUCUGCAGCCAUACCGACAAUUAAGUAUGCUUUGGAUAAAGGCGCUAAAAGCGUCGUGCUGAUGUCGCAUCUCGGUCGUCCAGAUGGCAACAAAGUUGAUAAAUAUUCCUUGAAACCUGUGUGCCCUGAAGUUUCUAAACUUUUGGGCAAGGAAGUAACCUUCCUUCCUGACUGUGUUGGUCCUGAAGUAGUGAACGCUUGUGCAAAUCCACCUACUGGGACUGUAUUUUUGUUGGAAAACUUACGCUUUCACGUGGAGGAGGAGGGAAAAGGUGUUUCACCCACUGGCGAAAAAACGAAAGCCACUGCUGACCAAAUCAAAGCUUUCAGUGAAAGUUUAACGAAGCUGGGUGACGUUUAUGUAAAUGAUGCAUUCGGUACUGCUCAUCGAGCCCAUGCUUCCAUGGUUGGUUGUCAACUGCCACAAAAGGCCUGUGGAUUCCUGAUGAACAAAGAAUUGACAUAUUUCGCCAAAGCUUUGGAAAAUCCUGAACGUCCGUUCUUGGCUAUUCUUGGCGGUGCUAAAGUUAGUGACAAGAUUCAACUAAUCAAUAAUAUGCUUGAUAAAGUAAACGAACUAAUCAUUGGUGGUGGUAUGGCGUAUACAUUUUUGAAACAGUUGCACAACAUGAAAAUUGGGAACAGUCUAUUUGAUGCACCAGGUGCUGAAACUGUCAAUAAGGUAAUGGAGACAGCAAAAGCGAAAAAUGUUGCAAUUCAUUUACCGGUCGACUUCAUUACUGCUGAUAAGUUUGCUGAAGAUGCGAAAACUGGAUCAGCAACCAUAGAGUCUGGAAUUCCUGAUGGUUGGAUGGGUUUGGAUAUCGGUCCAAAAACAGUUGAAGAAUUCCGCAAAGUUAUUGGUCGAGCUAAAACUAUUGUUUGGAAUGGUCCUAUGGGUGUUUUUGAAAUGGAUAAGUUCGCUUCUGGAACAAAGGCAGCAAUGGAUGCAGUAGUUGAGGCCACCAAAAAUGGAGCUACAACUAUCAUUGGUGGUGGUGAUACUGCAACUUGUUGUGCCAAAUGGAAUACAGAGGACAAAGUCAGUCAUGUUAGUACUGGUGGUGGUGCAAGCCUUGAGCUUCUUGAAGGUAAACAAUUACCUGGAGUUGUCGCACUUACAGACGCUCACUAACAACUGUCUCAGCAUAAUAUCUUGUCUUUUUGCGUCACAGUUAGUUUACUGCAUACCUCUAUAAUUUAUAAGCCUUUUUAUUAUUACUACUACUAUUACCAUCAUUACAAGUAUGUCACAUGAAUACAUUGUCUUCUGAUUUGUCUCUUUGUGGUUAUCUAUUCCUACCAAGUGUGUGUGCAUUAGCAAGUGCUGAAUACAUCUUGCAAUAUAAAACUACACGUUAAUGUGAACCCAGUGUAGAUAAUUUUCUGUUAGUAUUUUCAAUUAAUUUCGCUAAUUCUAUAUUAACUUACUUGUUUCACCAAAAUAAAUGAUCUUCUGGUGCAAAAGUUCUAUUGGAUUUUGUUGUUGUUUAGAACACGUUUGGGAAAUCUGUGCAUAAAGCGCCUAUCAUAGUAACAAAAAU